This is a messenger RNA of Physella acuta, 462 nucleotides long. Its product is annotated as periaxin-like. The record is from RefSeq and is a predicted model, not a curated record. Lineage: Eukaryota; Metazoa; Mollusca; Gastropoda; Physidae.
AUGACGUCAUGUGGCGGAAGUUCCGUGCCCCAGAUGUUCCGUGCCCCAGAUGUUCCGUGCCCCAGAUGUUCCGUGCCCCAGAUGUUCCGUGCCCCAGAUGUUCCGUGCCCCAGAUGUUCCGUGCCCCAGAUGUUCAGUGCCCCAGAUGUUCCGUGCCCCAGAUGUUCCGUGCCCCAGAUGUUCCGUGCCCCAGAUGUUCAGUGCCCCAGAUGUUCCGUGCCCCAGAUGUUCCGUGCCCCAGAUGUUCCGUGCCCCAGAUGUUCCGUGCCCCAGAUGUUCCGUGCCCCAGAUGUUCCGUGCCCCAGAUGUUCCGUGCCCCAGAUGUUCCGUGCCCCAGAUGUUCCGUGCCCCAGAUGUUCCGUGCCCCAGAUGUUCCGUGCCCCAGAUGUUCCGUGCCCCAGAUGUUCCGUGCCCCAGAUGUUCCGUGCCCCAGAUGUUCCGUGCCCCAGAUGUUUGUGCUAA